Messenger RNA from Mercenaria mercenaria, 2183 nucleotides. RefSeq lists its product as uncharacterized. Gene Ontology annotation, molecular function: L-proline transmembrane transporter activity; L-alanine transmembrane transporter activity. The record is from RefSeq and is a predicted model, not a curated record. The transcript is spliced from 9 exons. Gene Ontology annotation, cellular component: vacuolar membrane. Lineage: Eukaryota; Metazoa; Mollusca; Bivalvia; Venerida; Veneridae. Bases 376 to 1719 code for a protein of 447 amino acids. Gene Ontology annotation, biological process: amino acid transmembrane transport; L-alanine transport.
AGGUUAUCAAGGAUAGAGAAACAAGCCAAAGUUGACUUAAUGGUGAUUAAACUGAUUUAAUCAGAUAUCACUACAUAUCAAGACGUGUCUUUAUAAAUUCACAUACAUGUCAUCAAGAACAUAAUAUAAAUUCAUGUUCUGAAAACAUCAUGUGAUCCGGAAAAUAAAUGCUAUUGUUUUAUACUAUAGUUUCUGUCGUAUUCGUUAAUUCUUUCUCAUUUUUUGCGAUUGAUUUCCUGGAAUAUGAAAUAUAUUUCGCGAUUUUGAUGAAAUGUUUGUGCGGUGACAGAGCUACAUGUAUAUACAAAAAGUGCAGUACACUUCAGCAUUGAGGGAAUAAAUGGUAUCCGGAAAGACAGAUUGUAAGGAUCAGCAAUGUCAGAAAUCAGAUACAGUAAAGAUGCUGAAGCAGUUUCACUGAUCAAUGCAGACGGACAGCCAAAGAAGACGGCAACUGGUUUGAAUGUGUUAACAACUUGUGUGUUUAUAGUUGGUGUCAUUGCUGGCUCAGGGUUUUUGACCUUACCGAAGGCCAUUGACGAUUCCGGAUGGAUUGGUUUUGUAUUGAUAUUGUUUUGUUGCUUCGUUUCUGCCUACACCGGUGACAUUCUUGGGAAGUGUUGGAUCAUGGUACGUGGCAGACAUCCUGAAUUCAAGAAAGGUCAACUCAGAUAUCCGUAUCCUGCCAUUGGAGAAGAAGCUUUUGGAAAAUGGGGCAGAUCAGUAGUCUCAUUUUCAAUCAAUUUUACUCAGUUUGGCACCACUGUAGUCUAUAUUCUUCUGUCCGCUGAAAACAUUGUUAAACUCCUACCGUCGGAUACCGUCUUUACGUGCUGCUACAUCGCCCUUAUAGUUGGUGGAGCAAUGACUCCAUUUACGUGGCUUGGAACUCCAAAAGACUUUUGGGGAAUUGCAGCAGCAGCUACAUUGGCUACCUCUGCAGCAAGCAUAAUUUUGUUUGUUUCUGUAUUAUAUAACGGGAGGGACGUUGACAUCAGUGAAGUUGUUCACACAAAAAUUGACGUCAUUUCUUUCUUCACAGCAUACGGAACUAUUUGCUUUGCAUUCAAUGGCCAUCCAGCGUUCCCUACCUUUCAAUCGGACAUGGCAAAUCCGAAGAAAUUCGGGAGUGCUCUCAUUUUAGGAUAUUCAAUUGUGCUUUUUAUGUACAUGCCAUCUUCGGCGGCCGCUUACGCUGUAUAUGGAAAACAGGUUCAAUCAAAUGUAAUAAAUACUAUUCCUAGUGGUGUUACAAGUACAAUAGUAUCCUUACUAAUGACCGCUCAUCUGCUGUUUGGUAUCGUCAUUGUCGUAAACCCUGUCUCUCAGGAGAUCGAGCAUUUCUUCAACAUUCCUGAACAUUUUACCUGGAAGCGGGUUUUAGCUCGUACAUUGACAAUGAUUGCAGCUUUAUUCGUUGUAGCAUCAGUACCUCAUUUUUCCUCCAUACUAUCUCUGGUAGGAGGCUCAACAAUCUCAAUCCUGGCAUUUAUCUGUCCAUGUUUGUUCUACCUCAAACUCUGCAAGGGAGACAAGCAUCAUAAAGCCGUAUAUAUACCUCUCCACACCAAGGUCCUAAUGUAUGAGAUCACAUUUACUGGUUUGGUAGCUGGAAUAGCGGCUACUUAUUCUGCAAUUACGGAUCUAGCUGUCAACAAGUUCACAGUUCCAUGUUACGUUGAUCCAAGUCGUGCUUGUUCACAUCAAUCUGCCGGAUGAUUCGGAUAUAUAUAUCGGGUUUUGAUAGUUCAGAGCUGCAAAGAGCGAGCUGCUUUCUACUAGACAUUUUGAUUAAAUUGUACCAGUAGCUGUAUUUAUGUAUUAUGUUUGACGGCUACAGUUGCGUCUUGUCUAUUAGUCCUUUUGAAAUAUUUUUCAUAAAUUCUUUAUAGUUUAAGUUGAGGACAAAUCCUUUUUAGAGAAUUUUCAAAAACCUCAUUAAUUAAGAAGCUAUAUUUAGGAAAUUCUAAAUAGUUAUUUACUAAGAACUUUAACGAGUUUAGACACCGUAAUGAAUAGUGUUUAAUUUCUAUGAAGCGAAGAUGACUUUCAAAUUAAAAUAAAUUCUUCUGACGACAUUCAACAUAAAUUUCAACAUCAAGCAUUGGUAAAACAUGUCACGGUAGAAACGCUUAAUCUUUAUGAAUAUGUGCUCUUGUAGAAUUAUUAUGUUUUUAAUCGUG